This is a messenger RNA of Penicillium cinerascens, 855 nucleotides long. RefSeq lists its product as uncharacterized. The transcript has 2 exons. NCBI's taxonomy places the organism in Eukaryota, Fungi, Ascomycota, Eurotiomycetes, Eurotiales, Aspergillaceae. Bases 1 to 855 code for a protein of 284 amino acids. The record is from RefSeq and is a predicted model, not a curated record.
AUGAUUCUCUCCGCGUUCUCGGAUCCUUGCAAAUCUCUACUUGUCUACCCAGUCUCAAUUAGCCGCAGACUCCGACAUACUCCAAGCACGCAUUCAAUAGCUAACCUCGGCCCCGGAGAUCUCACUCCAUUUCCUAACCCAGGAGUUCGCAAAAUCGGAUUUGAAGAAGAUCCACCCCAAUUCACCGUCACACACCUUCUCGUCCACGGCUGGCCCGUCCAGAGACCAACGUCAGAAUGCAACAACCCACCCAACGGCGACUUCGAAAUCUGGGCGAAAGAAGUCGAACCACUCACUUUGAAGGAACGAGAACAACUUCCGCGGGAUUCGGACACAAAGUCUUGCCAUACGCCAUGGCGCGACCAGAUCUAUUAUAUGUGGAACCAUGUCUUUUAUGACGUUGGCAAUUGGAUGUCGAGAAUGUACGGCACUAGAACGUUCAAGCCACCCAAUACAGAGGUCUUUGCCAUCGAACUUCCGACAUCCCAUGAGGAUCGCUCAGGUGGGAAGGUUCCCGCCGCGACGAAAGUCUGGGACGCAGAGACUCUGCUUGCUCCGGCUUACCUAGCCCCGGGAGUUUCAGUCCGUGUUGAAACGCUUAAUCCUGGCCAAGAGGAUGGUGAACCUUUUCAUCCUGCGGACUUUGAGCAUGGGGACCGUUAUAGUGUUUGGUAUGUGAAGAAAGGGCUGCAAAUGCGAUUUUAUGUCGAAGGAGACUGGGAUCAGGGCGCGGACGGAGUGGCUGCGGUGAUGGUCUAUGGAAAUAUGUUAGGUGAGCCGCUCGAAAUUGUGCACGACGAGAGCGAAGAUGGUGAAGAUGGUGAAGAUGAACGUAAAGUGCAGACGGGCGUGUAG